UAUUUUGGAUCUCCUCCACUCUCUCACCAGCCCUUUUCCCCUCAUCUCCUUCUGUCUCAUGGAUUUCUUCUUCUCAGUCUUCCAUUGAUUUCUUCACCGCCCAUGCCUCUCGAUUCUCAAUCGCCACACUUCCUGGGUGUUUAUUUCAAAUUUUUAAGUUUUCUCUAAUCUGUUCAUCCCCAAAUCAUGACUUUCAGAUGAUUAAAUUCAUAAUUUCUUAUUUUUCCCAACACUCUGGAUUCUGGGUUCUGGGUUCUUCUCUGUUUUUGAAAAUUUGCAUAUAAUCCGAUCUCGGUUUUGUUUCAAUUGAUCAAAAAAAGAAAAAAAACCAUUUUUUGUAAAAAUUUUGGUGUUUAAAUUUCUGGGUUUCUCCGAAAAAUGGUGACUGUGAAUCUGGGAAUGCUCCAUUAUGUUCUGGACCAUGUGUAUGGUGCAUUCAUGCACAGAACGAAGAUAAGCCCUCAAUUUUUUUCGAGAGGGUGGGGCGGCUCAAAGCUUGAGUUGCUCGAGAGGAUGAUAAAGCAGCUUUUCCCGGAAGCAGCUGGCCAGAAUUGGCCUCCCGCUGUGAUCCAACCCACUUGGAAAACUGUUUGGGAGAGCAAGACGGCUUCUCUCAGAGAAGGGAUUUUCAGGACGCCUUGUGAUGAGCAGCUUCUCGGUGCAUUGCCUCCUGAGAGUCACCGUGCAAGAGUUGCAUUUCUUGUUCCGAAGUCGGUUCCUCCUCAGAGAAUGGCCUGUGUUGUUCAUCUUGCAGGAACUGGGGACCAUACAUUUGAACGAAGGUUACGUCUUGGUGGACCGUUGCUGAAGGAAAACAUUGCUACUAUGGUGCUUGAGAGCCCUUUCUAUGGACAAAGACGUCCUGUAAUGCAGCGUGGGGCAAGACUCUUGUGUGUUAGUGACUUGCUUUUAUUAGGAAAGGCAACCAUUGAAGAAGCUCGCAGUCUCUUGCAUUGGUUAGACUGUGAGGCGGGAUUUGGCAAGAUGGGUGUUUGUGGACUUAGUAUGGGAGGAGUACAUGCUGCGAUGGUUGGAUCACUGCACCCUACACCUGUUGCAACCCUUCCUUUUCUUUCUCCACACUCAGCUGUUGUGGCAUUCUGUGAGGGAAUAUUACAGCAUGCAACUGCAUGGGAGGCACUGAGAGAUGAUCUUGCAGUGCAGAAGGCUGCAAUGACUCUCGAGGAGGUGAGAGAACGGAUGCGCAAUGUCCUGUCUCUCACAGAUGUCACACGCUUUCCGAUUCCAAAAAAUCCCAAUGCUGUGAUAUUUGUUUCUGCCACUGAUGAUGGGUACAUCCCGAAACACUCUGUGCUAGAGCUUCAAAAAGCUUGGCCGGGUUCAGAAGUAAGAUGGGUCACUGGCGGGCAUGUCUCAUCUUUCCUUCUCCACAAUGGUGAGUUCCGGAGGGCCAUUGUUGACGGACUUGACAGAUUGCCAUGGAAGGAGUCUCCAUUGUGACAUUAGCAUCACUUCCGAGGACGACCCUGCACUUAUUCUGAUGUGGUAAUCUUCACCUCUAAUUUACACGAAACUUGUAAAAAGACUGGACAUAAUUGACAUGUGAAACACCCCCAUAAAGAAUUGGAAAACGGGUUCUUCGUUCAUGAAAUAUCCAUUUCCUGAUGUAUUUUCAAAUCAUCUAUUUCCUGUUGUAUCUGAUUUCCGACGUGUUGGACAAUGUGCUGGUUCAGGAACAUUGUAUAGAUAAGAUUUACCAGCGGAGUUUAUUAUGUUUCUGCUUUCAACAAGUAAAUUAUCCGCCAAAGUUUGUUCGCUCAAA
Molecule: messenger RNA, 1783 nt
Organism: Pyrus x bretschneideri (Chinese white pear)
Lineage: Eukaryota; Viridiplantae; Streptophyta; Magnoliopsida; Rosales; Rosaceae
Product: protein ABHD18
Exons: 5
Coding region: 379-1461 (360 amino acids)
Source: RefSeq, a predicted model, not a curated record